Cephus cinctus (wheat stem sawfly) is the source of this 3072-nucleotide messenger RNA. It is a transcript of the gene Sec3, whose product is annotated as exocyst complex component 1. Lineage: Eukaryota; Metazoa; Arthropoda; Insecta; Hymenoptera; Cephidae. The transcript is spliced from 12 exons. Gene Ontology annotation, cellular component: exocyst; plasma membrane. Gene Ontology annotation, biological process: Golgi to plasma membrane transport; exocytosis. The record is from RefSeq and is a predicted model, not a curated record. The coding region runs from base 487 to 3066 and encodes 859 amino acids. Gene Ontology annotation, molecular function: phosphatidylinositol-4,5-bisphosphate binding.
CAUUUAAUGUUGUUGUGCAAUGCUGACGCAUAUAUAGUGUUACAGUUUUAACGUAAUAUGAAGUGCUCAUAAGUGUUUUUUGCGUUUUAUUGUUGUUUAUUGAGAAUAUUAACCGAAUUAUGAUAGUUAUAUUAGUAUGUAUAAUACUAAUGUGGAAAGAUGAGAUUUAAACUACUUCCCGCUAUUUGUACAGUUGUGUGAAGGUAGUUGUUACUGCUGCGAUUAUUUCGUACGAUUGCGUACAACUUCAGUAUAUAUGGAGCAUGGGCUCUGGUUACGCCUCUCUGUCAAAAUAAUGACAUGCAUACAUGUUAAAAUAAAUAAGACUAUUUUAAGCAGUCGUAGAACCAAUAAGGAUUGCAUAUGCUACUGUCUUGGUAAGAGUGAAUAAUAUGCAAGAACUACGCUAGUUUAUGGAAACUACAUGACAACGUCGGAAGGUUCUACAAUUGAUUUGAGGAGAGUACAGAUUAUUAUUUAUACACAAUGGCAGCAAUUCGCCAUACAUUACAACGUGAAAUCUUCAUGCCAAAUGAUGAGAAACUUUUAAGUGUAUGCUACGUGAGCAAAGCAUAUAAAAAAAAGAAAACAAGCUUUCUGUGUUUGACAACAACUACAGAUACACCGGGAGUACUGUUACUUUACCAGGUUAAGAAGAACGAUAAGAAUGUCUUCAAGAAAAAGCAAUCUUGGCCUCUUACCGAUAUACAAACAGUAGACAGUGUUACUCCUGAUUCUCUUGAUUUAGAAUUACAUAUUGACAAAGUCUACAAAUGGUCUGCUACAACAGCACAAGAACGACGAACAUUCAUAAGCAAUUUGUAUACUUACUCAUGCAGUCUACCACAGAGACCAACAUUCAAGAAUAUUCCGAAGGAUUGGCUGAUGGAUCCAGUCACAUUGAAGGAGAGCGACAGUAUAAGUUUUACACCAGAUUUACUGGCAUCUCCUAUCCCAUCUGAUUAUCAACCAAUAACCGAUAAGGAAGCAGCAGAUUUGGCGACUUUAAUGUCAGGAUGCGAUUAUGCAGUAUCUAACGCAGAACUUUUCAUGGAGACUCUUUCAAAGGAUCUGUCGGUUCUUGAUGGGGAAAAUGUUCAAUCAGUUCUUGCAUCUGAAACUCAAGUAACACAACUCAUGAAUGGUAUUGAAGAAGCUAUUACAGAAGCUUCCCUUGUAGAAGCUCGACUUGCAGUGUACGACGAAGCUCUUGGUAGGAUAAGAGAAGCAAUGGCUAGAGUGGGCCAGAAGAAUCAAGCAAUUCAUACAGCGAAUCACAAUGCUAGACUACUCUUGGAACAAUUGGAUGCUGUAAUAACUCAACUGGAUAUUCCGGCUAAACAUCAACGUGUCCUCAGUGAAGCGGAGCUUCCUGGUGGUCGAGAGGAACUAAGUCUAGCAGGUACUGCAUUAUUAAAAGCAAUGCAAGCUCCACUUCCUCCGGGGCUCGACAGACUCGGUGCGGUCUCAGAACAAAGAAGACGCCUGGAUAAACUGAAAGCGAAAUUUUCAUUAAUAGUUGCUAGACAUUUAAACAAUCUUUUUAUUCAUCUGGGAAACGAUAUUGGCGAGACUCCAGCAUCGACAACAGACUUAACACUGCCAGCUCAUCAGACAGUUCAUCGUGAACUAGAACCUUAUACAGAACUGAUGCGACUACUGCGGGCCCUGGAUAACAAAGCAUUCAUGCAAUUAACAAAGGUCUACACGGGCACAAUGAGUAAAUUGUAUCAAAGGGACUUGAAGCUCUUCUUCGAGGAGGCCAAGACGCGUCUAAUCGGGAAACGACUUCACAACAACCCAUCAAAGUCCAGUGGGCAGAAAGGCGAGGACCUGGUGCCAGCAGCACCGAUUUGUCUUCUUGGCGGUGAAAUCUGGGCGCCUCAAGGUGAAGGUGCUUUCCUGGACUCUGUUUUGGAUCGUGCCCUAUCUCAGAUGCAACCGGUUUGCCUAGCUGAACAAGCCUUUUGUAUAUCCUUCCUUCAACUGGACUCCGUUCUGUCCCCAUCGAAGGGCAGUGAAGCUGAUGAGGUUGAUAAUAUGAGUAACGGAGCAACAAGUCCUGGAUCAGCCACUUCAACAGCUAGUAAAAAAUUGGAACGCCAACUCAACGAGGAAGUGCGAGCGACCAUGGCUGCCAUAUUUCCUUCUUUGGAACCGGAACUGAAUAACUUUAUAUCAUAUCUAGAUAAAAUAGACAGCUUUUGGUGUAUGUUCGUCCUGGUGCGGUUAUCUCAACACGUAAUGUCAGCACAGGAUACUGGAUCGUUCCUGUCGAUGACCUUUGCUUCUGCACUUGUCCAAGUCAAAAGGUCAUUCGACAAAUUCAUGCAAGCCCAGCUUCAAUCUAUUUUACGCGACACUAAGGUCAAUCGCAGGAAUAAGUGUGGUAUACUGCCGUACGUGGAGAACUUUGAGAACUUUGCUAGAACUGCAGAGAAGAUCUUCAAGAAUUCAGACAGAAAAAUUGACCUUGAGAAAUGGUACACGAAAUUGGUCAGUGCCAUGUUCGAGGCCAUUGUUAUUCAUAGUGCAGAACAUCAUAAAACGCCACAGGAAGUUAUUAAAAUGGAGAACUUUCAUCAUCUUUACGAUCUUCUGUCUCAAUUAAAAAUCUCUGUGUUGGAUCACGAACGUAAAGAAGCGAAGCAAAAAUAUCAUGAUGCUUUAAGAGCUUAUGUUAUACAAUAUUUUGGGCGGCCUUUAGAGAAACUAAACCUAUUCUUCGAAGGAGUCCAAGCAAAAGUAGGCGCUGGUGUUAAGGAAUCAGAAAUUAGUUAUCAAAUGGCCUUUAGUAAACAGGAAUUACGAAGAGUAGUUAAAGAGUAUCCAGCAAGAGAAGUAAAGAAAGGGCUGGAGAAUUUGUACAGAAAGGUUGAGAAACACUUGUGCGAGGAGGAAAAUUUGCUUCAGGUUGUAUGGCGCGAGAUGCAGGGAGAAUUUAUCGCACAGUAUAUCUACAUUGAAGAACUGAUCCAGCGCUGUUAUCCGGACAGUAUGGUAACUUUAGAAUUUACCAUACAAGAUAUUUUAGAAUUCUUUUCGGAAAUAGCGCGAUCUCACUAAACCCCA